AUGGUAGAAGAACUCAUUGAGGAUUGCCGUGGUCACCCUUGUGACCUUGGCCAGCGUUUAUACAUCACACAGCAGGCUAGAGUCACUCUACACAUGGCUUUUCCCAGCUCCAGUCCCAGCUGUAGUGACAGCAGCAGUGUCACUUGCAAGAGCAGCAGCCAUCAGUAUGGGACAGAAGAACAGGAAAACUUGGCCCCAACAGGCCACCUACUGGUGGCUGUAUCCCUUGGGAUUAUAGGGGGUUUUGGCUUUUUAAACAACCUGGUGGUACUUGUCCUCUUCUGCCAGUACAAAGUUCUGCGCUCCCCCAUUAACCUACUUCUGAUGAAUAUUUCUAUAAGUGACCUGAUGGUCUGCAUCCUGGGGACACCUUUCAGUUUUGCAGCAAGUACCCAAGGACGCUGGCUCAUUGGCAAGGCUGGCUGUAUCUGGUAUGGAUUCAUCAACGCACUUUUUGGGACGGUUUCUCUAGUGUCUCUGGCUGCCCUGUCUUAUGAGAGAUAUUGCACUAUGUUGGGCAGCACCGAAGCAGAUGUGACAAACUUCAAGAAAGCUUGGCUGGGAAUUCUGGUUUCCUGGAUUUACUCCCUAGUCUGGACCCUUCCUCCACUCUUUGGCUGGAGCAGUUAUGGCCCAGAAGGCCCUGGUACCACCUGCUCAGUAAACUGGCAUUCUCGAGAUGCCCAAAACACAUCAUACAUAGUGUGCCUUUUCAUCUUCUGCCUGGCACUUCCUUUCACAGUCAUUGUGUACUGCUAUGGGAGAUUACUAGUUGCCAUUAAACAGAUCAGCGGGGUCACUAAAGGGAUAGCCCGCAGUCGGGAGCAGAGAGUCCUACUCAUGGUUAUUGUGAUGGUGGUCUGCUUCUUGCUCUGCUGGCUGCCAUAUGGUAUAAUGGCACUCAUUGCAACCUUUGGCAAGCCAGGUCUGAUCACUCCUUCAACCAGCAUCAUCCCAUCCAUCCUCGCAAAAAGCAGUACGGUGUACAACCCCAUUAUCUACAUAUUCCUGAACAAGCAGUUCUACAGAUGCUUCACUGCGCUUCUCAAAUGCAGUAAUGUGCCCCAAACAUCCAGUAACAAAGGAUCUUCCAAGAUUACCAAAAUCUGCUUGACAACCCGCAAGCCACCAAAUAAUAUCACAUUCAAUGCUGCUUCCACCCCACCGCCAACUUCAGAAGAAGAUAAAGUACCCAGCACGUAUAUGGAGACAAAUGAAAUCCCUGCAAAUCAUGAUGCAAAUUAUUUACAACAAAAGACCACCGUAACCUUGGUUGCUCAUUAUAUACCAUGAUGUUCAACGAUUUCAAUGACAAGAGCACUCUUGAUGGUGCACAUUUCACAGGGGGAGAAACCCUGCUUCUUCUCUUGAUAGUGAAUGUCAUAGCUUCAGAUGGUUUGGGUGUGGGUCUGCUGAGUUUACUGGGAAUUAUUUUUUUCAUGGGUGUUGUGAAUACAUACAUCUACAGAUAAAUAAA
Messenger RNA from Spea bombifrons (plains spadefoot toad), 1477 nucleotides. Its product is annotated as vertebrate ancient opsin-like. The coding region runs from base 1 to 1293 and encodes 430 amino acids. Gene Ontology annotation, cellular component: photoreceptor outer segment; membrane. Gene Ontology annotation, biological process: G protein-coupled receptor signaling pathway; visual perception. The transcript is spliced from 5 exons. NCBI's taxonomy places the organism in Eukaryota, Metazoa, Chordata, Amphibia, Anura, Pelobatidae. The record is from RefSeq and is a predicted model, not a curated record. Gene Ontology annotation, molecular function: G protein-coupled receptor activity.